GCUCUUCACAACCUGGUAAGCUCUAUGCAGAUAUUAAAAGGAGAAGAAGAAAUCCUGUGAGGAGGCUACAAUGACUGGAGAGGGCAUCUUUCAGGGUGCGGUGCCCGUAGCUCCAAUGUUGGGAGUGAGACUCAAGCCCUCCAGGACGCUUUCAAAUUUAAGAUUCUCUGACAGUGACAAGGCUACGGGAGGAAGCACUUGCAGGUAGUGUCUGUUCCCGGGAUUUCUGCUUCUCAGUUUGCAUCUCUGUGGUAGAUCCGAGGAGCAGGGGCAAUGCCUCCAGUUUUGGUUCUUAGCCCCACUGUCCUAGGGGAGCCUCUGAGCUUGGGGAGAGGGGAGGGCAAUGUGUGGGGCUGGAGCCCUCUAGUGGUCAGUCUUAGCACUGCAUCCAGCUGCCUCAGGUGGAUUAGGUGACAGGAGGAUGGUGAAGGGGCAAAGGCAGAAUCUGUGCCCAGAAACCCCAUAAUCUCUUGCUAUUGGUGGCCCCUUUUCGCAACACACACAUUCUCUCUGAUGGAUGGAGGGGAGUAGUGCAGGAAGGGGGAAUGGAGCAGUAGAGAGCGAGGAAGCGUCAGCAUAGCUCCAUCCAUCCUGACACAGCCUCUCUUUGGGGGACCAGCUUGGGCCCUCCUCACCCUGAUGGACAACACACAAUGACACCCUGCCAGCGCACACCUGGACUCAGGUUACUUCCUUCUACCACCUCUCCCUUAAAAAGAGAACAGAUUGGGUGGUGUCUCACACAGAUGGACCCUGCAUGUACAACCCUCAGGGCUGGUGACAGGGGCGAGGGGAAGAUGACAAGCCUGGGGUACAUGACCCCAGAGGAGGAGCGGGGACAGGAUGAGUGGGAGGAGGUUCUAAAUUAUCCAUUAGCACAGGCCGGUCAGCGGCCCAUGCAUAAAUGUAUAGAAAAUAAGUGGGGGCAGAGGGAGAGAGAGGAGGCCGGGGCAUAAAAAGGGCCCACCAGGGACCAAUUCCAGGAUCCCAGGGCCUCGCUCCCCAAACCGCUCAGGGUCCUGUGGACAGCUCACCAGCUGUGAUGGCUGCAGGCCCUCGGACCUCCGUGCUCCUGGCUUUCACCCUGCUCUGCCUGCCCUGGCCUCAGGAGGCGGGUGCCUUCCCAGCCAUGCCUCUGUCCAGCCUGUUUGCCAACGCUGUGCUCCGCGCCCAGCACCUGCACCAGCUGGCUGCUGACACCUACAAAGAGUUUGAGCGCACCUACAUCCCGGAGGGACAGAGAUACUCCAUUCAGAACGCCCAGGCUGCCUUCUGUUUCUCGGAGACCAUCCCGGCCCCCACAGGCAAGGACGAGGCCCAGCAGAGAUCGGACGUGGAGCUGCUCCGCUUCUCGCUGCUGCUCAUCCAGUCUUGGCUUGGGCCUGUGCAGUUCCUCAGCAGGGUCUUCACCAACAGCCUGGUGUUUGGCACCUCGGACCGCGUCUAUGAGAAGCUGAAGGACCUAGAGGAAGGCAUCCAGGCCCUGAUGCGGGAGCUGGAAGACGGCAGCCCCCGGGCUGGGCAGAUCCUCAGGCAAACCUACGACAAAUUUGACACAAACUUGCGCAGUGAUGACGCGCUUCUCAAGAACUACGGGCUGCUCUCCUGCUUCAAGAAGGACCUGCACAAGGCUGAGACCUACCUGCGGGUCAUGAAGUGUCGCCGCUUUGUGGAGAGCAGCUGUGCCUUCUAGUUGCUGGGCAAUCUGUUACCCCUCCCCAGCGCCUCCCCUGACCCUGGAAAGUGCCACUCCAGUGCCCACCACCCUUUCCUAAUAAAAUGAGGUUGCAUCAUA
Camelus dromedarius (Arabian camel) is the source of this 1795-nucleotide messenger RNA. RefSeq names its product somatotropin-like. Gene Ontology annotation, molecular function: hormone activity; growth hormone receptor binding; growth factor activity. Gene Ontology annotation, biological process: animal organ development; response to nutrient levels; positive regulation of tyrosine phosphorylation of STAT protein. The transcript has 5 exons. Lineage: Eukaryota; Metazoa; Chordata; Mammalia; Artiodactyla; Camelidae. Bases 1043 to 1693 code for a protein of 216 amino acids. The record is from RefSeq and is a predicted model, not a curated record. Gene Ontology annotation, cellular component: extracellular region.